AUGCAAUUCUCAAACACUAUUUUAUUAACCAUUGGUGCUGCUUUAAUUAACGCUCAAUCAACCGUCACUGUUGAAUCAGAAACUUUAGUCACAAUUACUUCAUGUACUGGUCCAGAAGCUUCAACUGCUUGUCCAGCUAUUGAAUCAUCAUCAGUUAUUGUUUCAAACUAUUCAGUUCCAGCUAAUGUUUCAACUUAUGAAGGUGAUUCAAAUAAAGUUGCUGUUGGUGCUUUUGCUUUAGCUGCUGGUGCUUUAUUAGCUUUAUAA
Molecule: messenger RNA, 267 nt
Organism: Lodderomyces pseudojiufengensis
Lineage: Eukaryota; Fungi; Ascomycota; Pichiomycetes; Serinales; Debaryomycetaceae
Exons: 1
Coding region: 1-267 (88 amino acids)
Source: RefSeq, a predicted model, not a curated record